AUGGAAAAGCUAGUAUACUUUCCAUAUGAAGUUUUGGAGACUAUAUUCCAACAAAUAAAUCAUCACAUGGUAUUAAAUUUAAUGCCAUUACAUUCCAAAUUUUAUGAAAUUGGUCAAAAAAAGUUAUAUAAAUUUAUCCAUAUAUAUCUGAAUCGUUGCACGAAAGAAAGUUGGAGAUUUCAUAAAAAUAUAUCAAAUGAUUUUACUAAAAAAUUUACCGUGAUCUCAGCAUAUAAUUUUUACAUGAACUUGAUUGAAGGUAAAAUCAAUAGGUACCAAUAUAUUCAGCAUCUUAGGAUUGAAGACGCCCAUUGUAUAAGACAUUUUGAGAACAAUUCAUUCGACUAUGAAACAGCACCACCUGCAUUAUUGAAAGAAAUUGUUAAUUAUUUUAAAAAAAUCGAUUUUAUUAGUUUUGGAAAUUCAAACAACCAACUCGAACUAAAUGAUACAAAGAAUACGUAUAAUACUUUAGAAGGUAUAACUUUUGUGAUUAACAAGUAUUUAAAAGGGUUCUACAGAGAUGUAUUGUUCUUACACAAAAGGAAACGAAGGCCAUAUAGAUUCUUGUAUAAUAAUCUCAGAAGUUUAAAAUUCCAUUUUAAGCCAUCCCAUACAGCGAUACAAAAAUACAGAGAUGAUUAUGAUUUAGGUAAAAGUAUUGAUUUAUUCAACAAAAUCAAUGGUUUUAAAAAACUUGAGGAGUUAAAUCUUACUUUUCCAAUGCUAGUCGAUUUUACAGAUCCAACUUUACUUAAAAAAUUGAAUAGGAUAAAUUGCAAAUUAAAAAAACUUGAUUUGUUAUUUUGGGGUAAACUCAGAUUACUUGAAUGGGUUUUACCCAACCUGGAACCAAAAAAGUGGUUAUUUACGUUGGAGAAAUAUUUCCAUACGGAAGAGGUCACAUCAUUAACAUUAAUUCACUAUAAUAAUGAAUUUUUUGAUGAUAUUUUCCAAUAUGAUAAGUUUGAAUUUGUAGAGAUCUUAACCAAUGCAAAUCUACCAAAAUUGAGAAAUUUAUUAUUAUCGUCACAUCUACUAGAUUUGAAAUCUAUUGAUGUAUCGAAAUUACACAAAUUAAUAGUAUGUACAGGUAUUGCCAAUGACAAAUAUGCCAUUGAAAUUGCCAAACUUUAUUUCACGAAUCCAAGUUUGAAAGUAUGUUGGUGGCCCCGUUUUAUGGAUUUAGAUUCUCUUGAGGUAUUUUUCAAGUCAGGUAAUUUAAAUAUAUAUUCACCUGAGUAUUACCAAAUUAUAUCUUGUCAAUGGCCAUCAUACUUUUUUGAAAACACUGCCUUUACAAUUGAGACCAAGGACUUAACUUUCACUGAACAAGGUUUAUUGGACUUGAAUGAAAAUAAGAAGAUGAACAUAUCAUUGGAAUUUGAAUAUUCUUUGAAAGAAAUUCGUGACAUGAAAUUAGUGUGUAACUCCAUGAUUUGCGAGGAAGUUUUAAAAAUCAUAAGAGAACAUGAAUAG
Molecule: messenger RNA, 1479 nt
Organism: Lodderomyces pseudojiufengensis
Lineage: Eukaryota; Fungi; Ascomycota; Pichiomycetes; Serinales; Debaryomycetaceae
Exons: 1
Coding region: 1-1479 (492 amino acids)
Source: RefSeq, a predicted model, not a curated record